Psilocybe cubensis is the source of this 558-nucleotide messenger RNA. RefSeq lists its product as uncharacterized. The record is from RefSeq and is a predicted model, not a curated record. Gene Ontology annotation, cellular component: nucleosome. Lineage: Eukaryota; Fungi; Basidiomycota; Agaricomycetes; Agaricales; Agrocybaceae. The transcript has 4 exons. Gene Ontology annotation, molecular function: DNA binding; protein heterodimerization activity; structural constituent of chromatin. The coding region runs from base 1 to 558 and encodes 185 amino acids.
AUGGCUCGUACUAAAUGCUUCGCGCACAAGUCCACUAGUGGCAAGAAGCCCAGGUCGAGCGGAUCAGAGCCAAUGUCGAGUGGAUCAGAACCCAAGUCGAGUGAAUCACCACCACCCAAGGUCAAAAAACCGAUUGUCGAGUCUACUGGCCGUCGGACAAAUUCCGAUUCUCGUUGGGCGCGUAAAACAGUUAACCAAAAUCGUCCUGAUCCAUCAAAGGUCGUGACAGCCAGAAAAAUGGCCAACAAGCGUCGUUUCCGUCCCGGGACCGUCGCCCUUCGCGAGAUACGGCAAUAUAUGAACUCCACCGAACUGUUGAUACGGAAACUACCUUUCCAACGACUGGUCCGGGAAAUCGCAACUCAUUUCAAGCCCGAUCUUCGUUUCACGCCCACCGCGUUACUUGCCCUUCAAGAGGCUACAGAAGACUACAUCGUCAGUGUAUUUGAGGACACAAAUAUGGCCGCCAUUCAUGCCAAACGGGUGACGAUAAUGAAAAGGGACUUGUUUCUUGCUCGCAGAAUCCGAGGGGACUUGACAAGGUUUGGGAUGGCAUGA